Molecule: messenger RNA, 681 nt
Organism: Beta vulgaris subsp. vulgaris (sugar beet)
Lineage: Eukaryota; Viridiplantae; Streptophyta; Magnoliopsida; Caryophyllales; Amaranthaceae
Product: mitochondrial import inner membrane translocase subunit TIM14-1
Exons: 3
Coding region: 153-491 (112 amino acids)
Biological process (GO): protein import into mitochondrial matrix
Cellular component (GO): PAM complex, Tim23 associated import motor
Molecular function (GO): ATPase activator activity
Source: RefSeq, a predicted model, not a curated record
AUCAAAACCGUUUAAAAAAGGUCAUUAUGUUUUGAUCACCGGUAGUGGUUUGUUUCUCUAAACUGUCUCACUCACGGCUGAGAGAGGGAAAGUUUGAGUCUUUUCCAGAGGAAUUUCCAAGAUCUCCUGUCACCUGAAUUUUGAAUUCUGAUAUGGUACUACCUAUUGUAGCAGGAGCUGUCGUUGCUGUAACUGCCCUUGCUGGUAAAUAUGGUAUUCAAGCUUGGCAGACUUACAAAGCUAGACCUCCUGUACAUAGAACUCGCAGGUUCUAUGAAGGUGGGUUUCAGCAGCAAAUGACAAAACGUGAAGCAGCUUUGAUUCUUGGAGUCCGAGAAAGGGAAGCUGUUGAGAAGAUAAAAGAAGCACACAGAAAGGUUAUGAUCGCGAACCACCCUGAUGCAGGCGGUAGCCAUUACCUCGCUUCAAAGGUUAACGAAGCUAAAGAAUUGAUGCUGGGCAAACCCAAGAACUCCGAUUCUGCUUUCUAGUGGUCUCCUGCGUUCCUUCAUCAUAAUGCUUUAAUGAUGGUAGAAUGUAGAUCAUAAGGUUCAAUAUGAUAGCUUUUUUCCCCUUUCAGGUAGGGGAAGAGGGUGGAUUCACUGGAUUGAUUGCUUGUAAAAUGUCAGGCUUAAUGGCUGAGAUGAUUUUUGCUGAAAAAUUAACUGGAAAUUAGGAACA